AUGACCUCCUCCCCAACCAGCUACAACGCCGUCGACCUCCUGACCAGCCUUGCCGGAAUCAUCACCACCAUCGCCACCAACCUGCACGCCAACCGGCUCGACCGCGCGGGGCUCCGCGCCACGCUCAAGGAGUACGCCGCGCGCGCCGAGUCGGACGGCAAGCUGAUCAACGCCUCGCGGCAGUCGCAGCGCUGCGUCGAGCACGGCCUGCUGCUCGCCUACGUGCACAUGGAGUUCAUCACCACUCUGCUGCGCUACAACCUGACCGUCCCCGCCACGGCGGUGAAAUGGUACAGCGUGCGCUCGCUGCUGAAGCGGUACCGCCUGUCCCUGUUCGGGAUUCCUGCGCAGGCGCGGGACCUGCGCGCGCAGCUGGAGAAUAUCCAGAACAAGGCUGAGUUGCUGUAUGCGGAUUUCGUAGAGGGGGGGGUACAAAUCCCCGAGACGCCGAUCCUGUAUCGCAAGGUUACGGCUUGUGAGCCGGUUGGGGCGCCGCCGGAAGCAAUUCAUGACCUCCUUCGUCGCGGGACCCUUGCUGAGCAGGAGUUGAGUGGGAAGAUUCCGCCUUGA
Molecule: messenger RNA, 570 nt
Organism: Aspergillus aculeatus ATCC 16872
Lineage: Eukaryota; Fungi; Ascomycota; Eurotiomycetes; Eurotiales; Aspergillaceae
Product: glyoxalase family protein
Exons: 3
Coding region: 1-570 (189 amino acids)
Source: RefSeq, a predicted model, not a curated record